This is a messenger RNA of Gongylonema pulchrum, 207 nucleotides long. Lineage: Eukaryota; Metazoa; Nematoda; Chromadorea; Rhabditida; Gongylonematidae. The record is from the annotation of a GenBank genome assembly.
GAAAUUUUGUCAGACGAGCACAAUCGUGUAUGGCUAUCACAGGCUGGACGUCAGCUAAUUGCUGAUCUAUUGCGACAUGCACGCAAAGAUCCCAGUCCAUUUUAUCUGGCUUAUGAUGCAAUGAUACAGUAUUUGGGUGAAAGUCAACAUAUGGAAAUUGUUGACAAUGAACUGAAACAACGAGGAGUAAGUGAUUUCACCGAAUAA